Phytomonas sp. EM1 is the source of this 2424-nucleotide messenger RNA. NCBI's taxonomy places the organism in Eukaryota, Euglenozoa, Kinetoplastea, Trypanosomatida, Trypanosomatidae. The record is from the annotation of a GenBank genome assembly.
AUGCUUGGUUUGGGAUCAUGGGAGUCCGCGGUGGAGGCGGCGGAGGACACCAAACGCAAAAAAGGCGGCGGAUUCCAAACCUUCGGACUCGGCAAGCCGUUGCUCGACGCGAUUCAAAAGCAGGGCUUUACGGUCCCAACCCCCAUCCAACGAAAGGCGAUCCCGCCGAUGUUGCAAGGGAGCGACGUCGUCGCGAUGGCGCGGACGGGGUCGGGCAAAACCGCGGCCUUUUUAAUCCCGAUGCUGCAUCGCCUUGGGGCGCACGCGAAGGUGGUGGGGAUUCGCGGCCUCAUCCUCUCCCCCACGCGGGAGCUUAGCCUUCAGAUCCUCCGCCACGCCUUCGCCCUAAACACGGGGAUGGACCUCCAAUUCGCCGCCCUCGUCGGCGGCGCGGCGUUGGAGCGGCAGUUCGAACUCCUCGCGGCGAACCCCGACGUCGUGAUCGCCACCCCGGGGCGUCUUCUGCACAUCAUCGAGGAGGCCUCGAUUCAGCUCACGAUGGUGCGUUGCAUCGUCCUCGACGAGGCGGAUCGGCUUUUUGAGCUCGGCUUGCAACCCCAGAUUGUGAGUAUUAUGCAUCGCAUCCCGGACUCCGCACAGCGCGCGCUCUUCUCCGCGACGAUGCCGAGCGUCCUCGCAGAGUUCACCAGUGCGGGGCUGCACAACCCAAUCGUGAUUCGCCUCGACGCAGAGAUGAAGCUGAGCGAGAAGUUAACGCAAAGCGCGUUUUUUGUUCGCCAGGAUGAAAAGGUCGCGGCGCUGAUUGUGUUGCUCAAACGCGUAAUCAAGGUCGGCGAGGCGGACGGGGAGGAGGGAGCGCAGGCUCUGAUCUUCGUCGAGUCCAAAUUUCACGUAGAUUUUCUCCAGCUCGUGUUGCAGCACUACAUGAUCUCGCACAGCGCGAUUCAUGGGCAGAUGGAUCAGGAGGCGAGGCGCCUCGCCGUGCGGGAUUUCGCGCGACGAAACACAUCCGUGAUGGUCGUUACCGACGUCGCCGCGCGCGGGCUCGACCUUCCGCUCCUUGAUAACGUCAUCAACUUCAGUUUUCCAUCGACGCCGAAGCUUUUUGUGCAUCGGGUGGGUCGUGUGGCGCGCGCCGGGCGUUCCGGAACGGCCUAUUCGAUCCUCACCUUUGAGGAUUUCCCUUAUUACGUCGAUCUCAUGCACUUCUUGGAUAAACCCCUGCAGUGUCGGCCGGUGGAAGGGGAUCUGCUGUUUGACCCUAAGGACGGCUGUUAUGGUCGUCUUCCCGAGGAGGACAUCCAACUCGAGCUGGACUUUCUUCGACGUCUGCAUCGCGACGACGUGGAGGUGCGGAACCUCGCCAAGGUAGUGGAGAAUGCCCACAAAAAGUAUAUCCGCACGCGGCGAAAACCCACCCAUGAGGCCAUUCAAGAGGCCCGUAAGCCGGAGUACGGCUUUGAUCAAACCCCUUUGCAUCCGAUGAUGCUCACCAGCCUCGAUCAGCGCCGCGUCGCCGCCGAUCAGGCCCGUUUCGACCUCAAACGAUUUAAAUCCAACGAGUCCGUGUUGGAGCUCGUCUCCGGGGAGAAGAUGUUUCGCAUCGAGAAGCCUGCGACGUUUCAAAAUCGCUCGGGGUUGUCCGCGGGGGCGGGGGGGAGAGAGGGAAAAAGGGGGGCUGCGCUCUCAAUGGGGCCUCCCGAACCCCCUUCCGCUCCUCUCAGCUUUGCCGAUCGGAUGUUGCUUCGCGCGCAGGAGCGGAAGAAACGCGAGCGGGCGGGGCUGGAGAUGCCCGGCGGCGGCGUGGCCGCCUCACCCUCCUGCGAGGUCGUUGUGCAGGCUCGAAUGGUGCCAUUAAGCACCGAAAGCGGCUCGCUUGAAUCGGGAAAGUAUCGCGAUUCCGACUUUUUCAUGAACAGCGUGCGGCGGGAGACGGUCGACGACGUGCACUGCUCCGUGCGCAACGCGGUUUUGGAUAUCAACGCCGAAACGACCGCCGACGAGGAGCAUCAGCGGCAGGUGUUCGCCUGGAGUAAGAAGAAGAAUCGCUACGUGAAGAUGCACGUCAACGACGCCAAAGCGUUGCUGAAGGGCGUCAAGAAUGAGGCAGGGAAGGCGAUUAACUACAAGACCAAGCUUCAGGCCUAUAGCAAGUGGAUGAAGAAGAGCAACAUGCGGAUCCAGGACGCCGGGGAGGAGGAGGAUCUCGGCCCGUUGAAGAGGGCGCGCGCCGCCAACGGAGAGGCAUCCCAAAGUGGCGGUGGCGAAGAUGAAAAUGACGAGGACUACGUAGAUAUCAGCGAUCCGAACCAAGGCAAGAAACUUCGCAUUGGGCGCAAGCAGAAACGACUGCCGAAGGACGGUCAUGUGCGUACUUUCGAAGAAAUGGCCACCAUGAAACGGAAAUUAGCGAAGGAAAAGGCCAGAAUAUCGAGGAAAGUAAAGGCGAAGAAAGGAAAGUGA